UGCAAUUGGCGUGUUAUUUCUCUCCAACAGACUGCCUUAUGUGAACCAGUGUGGCUAUUCACUGUGUGACUUUAGCCACAUGGAGACUGUGUUUAAACUGUAGACAUUAAAAAACAAGAAAUAGUUUAAAAGUUGUUGCACAGAGAUGAAGGGGCAUCAGGACAGCUUACGCAGAAUGAACUUCAUGUGUUGGAUUCACCUGCUGCUUCUCUUUUUGUGUUGCCAUCAUGAGAUAACAACUGCUCCCAGCAAACCUUUUUGGAUGUUACCUCAGUUCCCCUGUGAUGUCACUUCCAUCAAUUCUUCUGUGGUCAUUUUUGAUUGUAGAGGACGUCAUCUGUACAAAGUUCCUUUUGGGAUAACAAGUAAUGCAACUGAUCUUGACUUAUCAGAAAAUUUCAUUAAGAACAUCACCGUCCAGCCACUCUCCAGCCUGCACAAUCUGAUUCGGCUCAAUCUCAACUGGGCAAACAAGCACAAAAGAGUGAUAAUUGCUGCAAAUGUUUUCAAAAACUUGACGAAACUCAGUGAGCUGAGCUUGGCCGGCAAUGGCCUGAAAACUAUUCCAGAUAAUAUCCCCAUCAGUUUGAAAAACCUUGAUCUGAGCUACAACAAGAUCAUUUUGCUGGACGACCGCAACUUUUCACACUUAACAAACUUGACUCAGUUGUAUCUCUCAAAAAACUGCUACAUGUGGAAUCCGUGUGGGGAAGCGUUUCAAAUUAUGGACAACAGCUUUGCUGCCCUGACCAAACUCCAGGCUCUGGACUUGUCUUCCAACAACUUAAGCCAUGUUCCCAAAGGAUUGCCCCAUUCAUUAACCACGUUGAAUCUUGCCUCCAACAAAAUACAGCACAUAUAUAAAGAUUAUUUCAAUGGGCUGCAUAACUUAAAUGACCUUCAGAUACAGGGGAACUGCCCAAGAUGUAACAACGCUCCUUAUCCUUGUGUGACUUGCCCCAACACUUCUCUUGGCAUUGAUGAUGAUGCAUUUUAUAGUCUAACACAGCUUGAGAAACUGAACCUAGGAGGAAACUCACUGCAGUACCUGAAUCCCUGUUGGUUUAAAAGGCUGAGCAAGCUUAAAAUGCUUGAAUUGUCAUUCAACUUCUUACUAAAAGCUAUCACAGAGGAGGCCACAUUUCUCAGAUACAUUCCUGGGAUUGAAGUGAUAGAUGUGUCCUUUAACUAUAAUUUGAAGCUUUAUCCUACAACAGUUAAUCUUUCAAAAGAGUUUUCCAAGCUCACAUCAUUAAAAAACUUGCAUUUGGAGGGUUUAGUCUUCCAAAACAUUGGACCAGACACACUCAAACCCCUGUAUCAGCUUAAAAAAUUUUCUGUGUUGGAUUUGGGGACUAAUUUUAUCAUUCAUACAGAUCCUAAUGUAUUCAGAAAAUUCCAGCAUUUGAAAAUUAUAUAUCUUGCAGAAAACAGGUUGUAUCCCAUUCCAGACAUAACCCCCCCGAUUCUAAAAAGGGAAAUAGCCAAUCAAAUAUCUGACCGUUCCAUUUCACCUUUCUUGAAACCCAAUCCAAAAGGCUUUGCUUAUGAGAUAUCACACAGAUUCAUACAGCCAGAGUGCCUUGACUCUGGUAGGGUUCUUAUCCUCAGCUCAAACAACCUAUUCUUUAUUUCUGCAAAACAGUUUGAGGGAUUUGGAAAUAUUGCAUGUCUCAACCUCUCAGGGAAUGGAUUUUCAGCAGCCCUUAAUGGCACUGAGUUUUUCUUGCUGCCGAAUCUGACAUACUUGGAUCUCUCUCAUAACAAGAUUGAUCUGGCCUAUGACAACGCUUUCAAAGAGCUGCAGCGUUUACAAGUACUAGACCUCAGUCACAAUGCACAUUACUUUCAAGCAUUUGGCAUAACGCAUAAUUUGAAUUUUAUUAAGAACCUGCCUGCUCUGAGAGUGCUGAAUAUGAGUCACAACUCCAUUUCCAUGUUAACAACAAAAAAGAUGCAGAGCAAAUCUUUGGCAGAACUUCAGUUUACACAUAACUUACUUGGAACUCUUUGGAAAGAAAGAGAUGGCUCCUAUGAGGGACUUUUCACUAACCUUACUAAUUUGACAGUUUUAGAUAUAUCCAACAAUCGCAUUUCAAAGAUUCCUCACAGCAUUUAUCUGCAUUUGCCCCGUAAACUCAUCAAACUAUGCAUCAGUCAUAACUUUCUGGCUGACUUUGAAUGGCAGACACUAAAGUUAUUCCAUCAACUUAAAAUCUUAGACCUGAGCUUUAAUCAUUUGUCUCAUGUGGCAGGUAUUAACUCAAACAUCACCAAUACUUUGACCUUUCUUGAUCUGAGUCACAACCACAUCUUUCAUCUGGACAAUGGGUUUUUCAAAGGGCCAAGAAGCCUUGUAACUCUCAGUCUGAAAAACAACCAACUGACUACCAUCAAUCAAUCGACCUUCCCAGCCGGACCUGAGAAUCAACUCAAGACUUUAUUCUUACAGAGGAACCCUUUCCAAUGUACCUGUGAUUCCUUAGAUUUUAUUGUAUGGAUUAAAAGCAGCAAUGUAAAGAUUCCUAGACUGACAACUCAAGUGACAUGUUCUACACCAGAAGACAAAAAGGGUAGCGUGCUGAUAAACUUUGACAUUAAACAGUGUGUAAAUGACAGUGAAGCAUUCCAAAUGUACAUUCUCACGACUUCUUUCAUUAUAAUGUUCAUGUUUGUAGCAACAGUUUCUCAUUUAUUCUACUGGGAUGCUUCUUAUGUUCUGCAUUAUAUGAAAGCUAAGUUGAAAGGGUACCGAUCUUUGCACUCACCAGAUAAUGUCUAUGAUGUCUUUGUCACAUACGACACCAAAGACCCACUUGUCUCUGAGUGGGUGAUGAGGGACCUCCGGGUAAAACUUGAAGAGGAAGGAGAGAAGCAUCUGCCUUUGUGUCUGGAGGAAAGGGACUGGCCCCCUGGUGUCCCUUUAGUGGACAAUCUCACUCAAAGCAUCCAAUAUAGUCGCAAAACUAUGUUUAUCUUGACAGAGGGCUAUGUCAAGACGGGUAUCUUCAAGAUGGCAAUAUACCUGGCCCACCAAAGACUGCUGGAUGAAAAUGUGGAUGUGAUAGUGCUGCUGAUGCUGGAGCCCGUCAUGCAGCAUUCACACUUCCUGCGCCUGAGGAGACGGCUGUGUGGGAAAAGUGUGGUUGAGUGGCCGAGAACUGCAGCCGCUGAGCCCUGGUUUUGGCAAAAUCUAAGAAAUGUCAUCAAAGUGGAUAAUCAAGUGAUGUACAACAAAACAUAUUCAAAGUACUUCACCAGCAAGUAAACCAGAAUGUUGCUUUGACUUAACGUGUUUUUUUUAUGUUGGUUUGUUUUUUAUAAGGGGCUAAGUUUUGUGUUGGUCCAAAAUGUCCUUUUUGUUUUUGUUUUUUUCUGAAAUGGUUGAUAAUU
Menidia menidia (Atlantic silverside) is the source of this 3393-nucleotide messenger RNA. NCBI's taxonomy places the organism in Eukaryota, Metazoa, Chordata, Actinopteri, Atheriniformes, Atherinopsidae. The record is from the annotation of a GenBank genome assembly.